AUGAUCUUUUCUGCCUACGAAGGGCAACAGAAAGACUUGCAGUGGGUGACUGUGACGCUGACGGCCAUCUCAACAGUACUGUUGAUCUGGCGCAUCACGAACACAAUCACAAGUAGAGGUUGGCUAGGGUUGGAAGAUGUUUUCGUAAUCAUGGCGAAUAUUUGGCUCGUUCUACUGGCGGCGUUCAUUUACCGGUCGACAACCUAUGGAUUCGGCACGCGCUUAGUCGAUAUCGCAAGGGAUGGCGGAAAUGCUACCGAAGCACUCAAGUCGUUCUGGCUCACGCAGUCCUUCUACACGCUCACCAACGGCUUCAACAAAAUGGCUUUCCUGGCUUUGUAUUAUCGUGUAUUUGCUCUGAAGCGCUUUCGACAGGCAUGCAUUGUACUAGGGGUCAUAUCAGUUGGCUGGACUAUCUCAUAUGUCGUAGUCUGCAUCUUCCAAUGCACGCCGGUACCUCGCGUCUAUGACCGAACGAUACCAGGAACAUGCAUCAACUUCUUCUGGCACCGUUGGUCGAAUGCUAUCUCGAAUCUCCUUACUGACCUCGCGAUUUUCAUACUUCCAAUGCCCGUCAUCUUCAGAUUGAACAUGUCCAAAGGCUCACGAAUCGGUCUCAUGGUCCUUUUUUCAAUUGGCUUCUUCAUCUGCCUAACAACCGCUCUCCGCAUGUCCACGUUGCCACUCACCCUUCGUACCCGGGAGCCGACAUGGCAAUCUGCACCCACGAAUCUUUGGAGUUUCAUCGAGGCCGCGACGGGAGUGAUAACCGCUUGCUUAUUAAGCCUACGUAAGAGCAUCGGCGGGUUGUGGCCAAAGAGAUGGCGAAGCAACAAAGGAACGAGUGGAGCAUACCAGCAUUACAGCGGAUCCAAUGGCAUCGGGCUGGGGAUAUCGCGACCCCGCACCGGGAACGCACAUCAGGAUGCGUUCGCCAUGGGAGCAAUGCGUAGCGGUGCAAGGGGCAAGGUUGAGACUCUCGGCGACAUUAGUCCGAGUGAGAGUCAAGAGCGCAUCAUCGAAGAAUCCAAGCCGGGGGUGCAUAUCACAUCGCAACCGCGACGCAGCAACAGCACUAAAAGCGAACAUCUUGUAUUGCAGGGUAUCACUGUGACUCACGAUGUAGAGGAUAUCAGUUCAGGGUGUGAAAUCGCUGAGCGCAUCAUUCUUCACACGUUUACAACCCAACGGCGGAGCUUUAGUACAGGUUCUGCCAUGCAGCCGGACGUAUUCGACAAGCGUCAGGCUUUGGUAUCGGAGCCGCGUGUCUGUAAGGUAAGCGUUCGCCCCACCAAGCGUGGGGCGCCUUGCAUCUUGGGCGGAGGUAUCGCGGGCCUGACGCUGACCGUUGCGCUGCUCACAAAAUGCCCGCACAUAAAGGUCACGCUGUAUGAAUCUGCUGCGGCUUUUGGCGAGAUCGGCGCUGGUGUUGGGUUCUCGCCCGUCAUGGUCCGCACCAUGGGUAUGAUCGACCCACGAAUCGAGGCCGCCUUCAUCAAGUGCAACAAAGGAAACGUCAACCCAGAUCCACCGGUUUGGUUCACAGCAAGGGUGGGAGACAAGAGGAAGAAGGGCGUUGAGCUAGGGGAAGAAUCAUUCACUAUUCCAGCAAGAGAGGGACCGAAUGGUGGAGUGCAUCGUGCGCAAUUUCUUGAUGAGCUUGUCAAACUGGUUCCAGAAGGUGUUGCGCAGUUCAAGAAAAGGUUGCGUGAUAUCACAGAAGCAACUGAUGGAUCUGGAGAUGCGAUUCUCCAUUUUGCCGACGGGUCUACUGCACAGCAUAGUGCAAUACUGGGUUGCGACGGUAUCAAAUCGCGCGUACGGCAAAUUGUGCUAGGCGAUGUGCCGGAAGCGCAAGCAGUCUUCUCAGGAAAAUACGCUUAUCGUGGAAUCUUUCCCAUGACGAAGGCAAUUGAGAUCUUGGGCGAAGAGAUACCGAAAAUGCCGCAAAUGUGGCUUGGCUACCAUGCCCACAUACUCACGUUUCCCAUAGCAAAUGGAACGCUGUUUAAUGUUGUCGCAUUUGGGUCGCGACCCACUUGGGAGGAUAAGAACUGGGUGGUGCAGACGUCUCGCGACGAGAUGAUGGAAGACUUCAAACACUUCAUACCUGCCGCUCAAAAGAUCAUAGAGAAUAUGCAAAAGCCAGAUAUCUGGGCGCUGUUCUACUAUCUUCCUGCGGCAACCUACUACACCAUCAAGCCUUUGAUCUGCCUUGUAGGUGACGCUGCACAUGCCUCAACGCCUCAACAGGGGUCUGGAGCUGGCAUGUGUAUCGAGGAUGUCCACGUUCUUAGCGAGCUGUUGUCGGCAUGUCGUCAGAAAGAACAACUUACAAAUGUGUUCCAUGCGUACGAUGCAGUCCGAAGACCGCGCAGUCAGAGACUAGUGGCGACAAGCAAGGAAGCUGGUAAGCUGUGGGAGUUUGAGGGAGAAGGUGUAGGUGAUGAUUUAAAUGCUUUGCGAAACAAUGCGCUAUCGAGGAUGGAUUGGAUUUGGGAUCAUGAGAUAUCGAAGGACCUUAUGACAGCGAAACUUAUGAUGAAAGAAGGCCUGCCGAACACUCCGUAG
Molecule: messenger RNA, 2571 nt
Organism: Alternaria burnsii
Lineage: Eukaryota; Fungi; Ascomycota; Dothideomycetes; Pleosporales; Pleosporaceae
Product: feruloyl esterase b precursor
Exons: 7
Coding region: 1-2571 (856 amino acids)
Biological process (GO): secondary metabolite biosynthetic process
Molecular function (GO): FAD binding
Source: RefSeq, a predicted model, not a curated record